Messenger RNA from Macrosteles quadrilineatus (aster leafhopper), 1948 nucleotides. RefSeq names its product phenylalanine--tRNA ligase beta subunit (gene beta-PheRS). Gene Ontology annotation, cellular component: phenylalanine-tRNA ligase complex; cytoplasm. The record is from RefSeq and is a predicted model, not a curated record. Gene Ontology annotation, biological process: phenylalanyl-tRNA aminoacylation. Bases 125 to 1900 code for a protein of 591 amino acids. Gene Ontology annotation, molecular function: magnesium ion binding; ATP binding; RNA binding. The transcript is spliced from 13 exons. NCBI's taxonomy places the organism in Eukaryota, Metazoa, Arthropoda, Insecta, Hemiptera, Cicadellidae.
UUGCAUUGUAAAAACAAACUAACCUCAAACUUCAAACUUGUUUGUAAGUGUAGGUCUGGUAUACCUAGUCUAUAAGCUAAUUAUUACGAGUUUUCUAUUUUAAUAGUUUGAUAUUUUCAUACUCAUGCCUACCAUUGCAGUUAAUAGAGAUUUACUCUUCAAAACGCUUGGGAAAAAAUAUAGUGAUGAAGAAUUUCAAAAUUUAUGUUUUGACUUUGGAUUGGAGCUUGAUGAGGUGACGACAGAGAAACAGAUGAUGGCCAAAGAGACAGGCCUGGCGAGUGGAAACGCGAGCGGAGCUUCUGAGGAAGUCAUCUAUAAGAUCGACAUUCCCGCCAACAGAUAUGACCUGCUGUGUCUGGAGGGUUUGUGCCAAGGGCUUCUGGUCUUUCAAAACAAGAUGGAUCCACCUCAGUUUAAAGCAGCUUUACCGAAAGACAAAAGCAAAGUUCAACGACUCAUUGUCACUGAAGCCACUCAGCAGAUCCGAGGCUAUGCUGUAGCUGCUGUAUUGAGAGGUGUUAACUUCACGCCAGACAACUACGCCAGCUUCAUCGAUCUUCAGGACAAGUUGCAUCAGAAUAUAGCUCGGAAGCGCACGCUCGUAGCGAUCGGCACACAUGACCUGGACACUAUUCAAGGUCCGUUCACCUAUGAUGCGUUACCUCCAUCACAGAUCAAGUUCCAAGCUCUUAACACGGACAAAGAACGAACAGCUGUUGAACUCAUGGAGCUGUUUUCUAGUCAUGCUCAAUUGAAGCAGUAUCUUCACAUCAUCAGAGACAGUCCUGUCUACCCGAUCAUCAAAGACAGCAAGGGAGUUGUGCUGUCCAUGCCUCCGAUCAUCAAUGGUCACCAUUCUCGCAUCACUUUGGACACCAAGAAUGUCUUCAUAGAGUGCACUGCUACUGACCUCACUAAGGCUAUAGUAGUGCUGGACACCUUGGUGUGUGCCUUCUCCCAGUAUUGCACUGAGCCUUACCAAGUAGAGGUGGUGGAAGUGGAGCGGCCAGACAAAAAAGUGUUGAAGUACCCAACACUAUCUUACCGCAAGGAGCAAGUGUCGGCCAAGAAAAUCAACAAAUAUCUUGGCAUAAAUGAGUCCUCAGACCACUUGGCAUCGCUGCUGAGCAAGAUGUGCCUCAAGUCUCGUGUGACGAUGGGAGGAGAGAUCGUGGUCGAGGUGCCUCCCUCCCGACACGACAUCUUCCAUCCAGUCGACAUCUACGAAGAUGCUGCCAUUGCAUUUGGCUACAACAACAUCCUCAAAACAGUGCCCAAGACUAGCACAAUUGGUUACCAGGUACCUCUCAACAAGCUGACAGAACAGAUGAGGGAACAGAUAGCUCAGGCUGGCUUCACUGAGGCUCUUACUUUCUCAUUGUGUUCAAAGGAUGACAUAUCCAGUAAGGUCGGCAAACUGAUAGAGAGUCUUCCUGCAGUUCACAUUUCCAACCCAAAAACACUGGAGUUUCAAGUUGCCCGUACUACACUACUCCCAGGUCUGUUCAAGACAGUCGCUGCCAACAAAAACAUGCCUCUACCAUUGAGACUGUUUGAGAUAUCUGACGUCGUCCUCAAAGACCCGGAAGCAGAAGUGGGAGCCCGCAAUGAACGUCACUUCUGUGCAGUGAACUACAACAAAUCGCCAGGAUUUGAAGUUAUCCAUGGACUGCUCGACCGCUUCAUGCAGCUUCUCAACAUUCCGUUUGAUCCAGACACGGGAUACUGUCUUCGUGCUCAUGAAGACAGCACAUACUUCCCUCAGAGAUGUGCGCAGAUAGUUCUUCGAGGCAGUGUGAUCGGAGUGAUGGGAGUUGUCCAUCCAGACGUGACCACCAAGUUUGAUCUCACACUGCCUGCUGCUGCACUCGAGAUCAAUAUUGAGCCUUUUGUCUGAUAAAUGUUGACUGGAGAAAUAUAACUUUGUACAGAUUUGUUAAUGAAC